This is a messenger RNA of Micropterus dolomieu (smallmouth bass), 2781 nucleotides long. RefSeq names its product tropomyosin 1 (alpha) (gene tpm1). Gene Ontology annotation, biological process: cardiac muscle contraction; actin filament organization. NCBI's taxonomy places the organism in Eukaryota, Metazoa, Chordata, Actinopteri, Centrarchiformes, Centrarchidae. The record is from RefSeq and is a predicted model, not a curated record. The coding region runs from base 191 to 937 and encodes 248 amino acids. The transcript has 8 exons. Gene Ontology annotation, cellular component: actin filament. Gene Ontology annotation, molecular function: actin filament binding.
GAGGCACUUCCUGGACAAAUAGCAGGCAUUGCAGAGUGCUUCUCCAGAAAGCUUGCGCACCGUUCAGCCCGUCUUCACGCAGCUUUCAGCACAGUCAGGGACUUCAUCUCGUUGCUUGACAAUUUCUCGGAAAUUGUGCUGCAACUCAUAGUGUAGUGUUUGUUUGUUUUUAAUAGUUGUACAGUAAACAAUGGCUGGAGCUACAUCUCUGGAGGCAGUCAAACGAAAGAUCAAAUUCUUGCAAGAGCAGGCGGACGGCGCUGAGGACAGAGCCGAGAGAUUACAGAAGGAGUUGCUUGCCCAGAGGAAAGCCAGAGAACAAGCUGAGGGAGAUGUCGCUUCCCUUAACAGACGUAUCCAGCUGGUUGAGGAGGAGUUGGAUCGUGCUCAGGAGCGUCUGGCCACAGCCCUGACCAAGCUGGAGGAGGCUGAGAAGGCUGCUGAUGAGAGCGAGAGAGGCAUGAAGGUCAUUGAGAACAGGGCCAUGAAGGAUGAGGAGAAGAUGGAGCUGCAGGAGAUCCAGCUGAAAGAGGCCAAGCACAUCGCUGAGGAGGCUGACCGCAAAUAUGAGGAGGUGGCCCGUAAACUGGUCAUCAUUGAGGGUGACCUGGAGCGUACAGAGGAGCGCGCUGAGCUGUCAGAAGGCAAAUGCUCUGAGCUUGAGGAAGAGUUGAAAACUGUGACCAACAACCUGAAGUCACUGGAGGCCCAGGCUGAGAAGUACUCACAGAAGGAGGACAAAUAUGAGGAGGAGAUCAAGGUCCUCACUGACAAGCUGAAGGAGGCUGAGACUCGUGCUGAGUUCGCUGAGAGAUCAGUAGCCAAGCUUGAGAAGACCAUUGAUGACUUGGAAGAUGAGUUGUAUGCCCAGAAACUGAAGUACAAGGCCAUCAGCGAGGAGCUGGACCACGCCCUCAACGACAUGACAUCCAUGUAAUUUUCAACUUGCUGCACCUGCCUGUUCCGUCGUCACCCUCUCUUCCCCUCUGCACCUAUCUUCCCCGUACAACAGCUGCCUCAACUCCAUCGUCUCCGUUAUAUUUCCUGUACCCAUCAUCAUUAGUACAUCCAAGUCUUGUAUCUGUUCCUCCACUUAACAUAGUUAUGCAUCUAUGUUUUUAUAUAGUCUUAAAGUGUAAUGUCUUAAAACAGACAUUGUGGUAUUCCGUGUCUGUGUAAUUGAAGCCCGCAUGCAAUAAUUAUAAGUGUUUUCCUCUCACACUGCUGUAUUCGUGUGGUCAUGAUGAUACUUUAUGAUACCUUUGGAUCAGUAUCAUUGGUGUUUGAGAAUACUGUAAACAGGACUGAAGUCAUGUUAUGCAUGAACAAAACUUCAGUGAUCUGGUCUCUGUUUACAUUUCUUAUCCAGGUCAAUUGUGAAUGGUAUCACUUUAUUGUGAAAAGUAGCUUUGAUUUCAAAAUAUUCAUGAUAUUUUCACAUGAUAUUUUGACAUCCUAAGCCACGCAUGCAAGUUGCCUCAUGAAACGUAGUAGACUUGGUUACAAAAGCAUUUCAGUGAAUCUGAUUCACUCACUGUAAGGUUAUGAGUGUUUCCUCUUUCCUUUUUCUACUAACAUGGUCUACUUCUGUCCAGAAGAAAGGCCCGCUGUGUGAUUUGAGAGCCCCUUUUGUUCCGUUACAGUUUAGCAUCACUGUGGUUGAGCCCCCAGUUUUGCUAAAUGAGUGUUGUCCCUCAACAUUUGGCCAUUCUGUGGGAGAUUGACAAGACACACGACAUCGCGUUUUAGCAGAAAUGUCUCGAUGUAAUCAGAGGGAGGCAUUGGUCUGACCUCCAGUUAGUGCUUGUCAGCGUGUCCUACCUCACAAUGCAUUUCCACUGUGCAUUGGGGUUGUUGUAGUGUUGUGCCGUGACUCAUGUGGUUCUAGUUUAUAGAUGUGUACAUCUUAAACUUCUGUAGGUUCCCACACAGACCCCCUGGUUCACUUUACUUCUUCUCUCCCACACAGAUAAAAUUUUUACACCUCAUCAAAGACGCCUCCUGCCGGCUGAGCGGCAUCUGUCUGCUCUCUCCAGCCUUCUCUCCAUUUUCCUUUCCCUCUCUGUGUUUGCUUUCCUUUCUUCCUCAUGUUUUCAUCCUCAUGUCAAAGUUGAUUGCAUCCCAUCUCUUGUACAGAAUCCUAGAAUCUUUCUGCAUUGUGUAAAAAAUAAACACCCUUCCUUCUAUGUAAGCUGUAUCUCUUUACUCUGUCCUUUUUUUCUUUUUAAUUUCUAUUUAUUUUCAAGUGGCUCUAAUAAAAUCAGGAAGCCUUGAUUUUACGUUAUGUUUUUGUUUGUUAUGUUUCUUCAUCUCCACAAACCAUUAGUUGAGCUGUACCCUGCUUUGGUGUAGUUUUAAAGAUGGCAAAGGAUGUUCUUUUUAUUUUCUUCAAAUAUUGUUCUCUGAAGCUGAGAUAUUAGGAAUAUCACAGUAGUGCUAUGAGCACAGAAACCUAGAACAACCACAGGUACUUGACUGAAAGCUGAGCCAAGAUGUCUUCUCUAUUAGCAUUUGAGACUGAUGCAUGCAAGCACUUUUCAACAUUUAGUACUGUGACAGUAGGAGCGGAAUGGAAAGAUUUGAGUAUUGGAGGGAAGUAGUGUUGGAUUGUUAGCAGGAAGAUUGCGGAAGAGUAACAGUUGGAAUGGUGGAACACAGAACAGUAUGUAAGAUUUGUUGAGCAUCAUCUGGUUGCUGGAAAAUUUGGAUGAAACUGCUAUCGGUGAUUAUGACACAUGGGCUUUGUAUCCUGUCAUAUAUUUGAAUAAAUAUAAAAUCACA